Cercospora beticola is the source of this 1988-nucleotide messenger RNA. RefSeq names its product alpha-amylase. The record is from RefSeq and is a predicted model, not a curated record. Gene Ontology annotation, molecular function: hydrolase activity, hydrolyzing O-glycosyl compounds; calcium ion binding. Lineage: Eukaryota; Fungi; Ascomycota; Dothideomycetes; Mycosphaerellales; Mycosphaerellaceae. Gene Ontology annotation, biological process: carbohydrate metabolic process.
UUCAGCCUCAUCGCUGUCCUUCGUGCGACGUCACAGGCAGUCCUUCUUGUUCGAUGCACUCCGAACAUGGAUACGAGGUUGCUCCAUCCAAAGACCAGCUUCCUGUGCCUUGAUAUGUGCCGGAUCAUCAGAAUUCGGCAUACGAGAUCAUGACGUGCAGUCUCUCAUCUCUUUGGUAUAGAAGCUGCAAAAUCCCUCAUCUUCACAAACUCGCAUUCUUCUUUCGUCCCCAAUUUUCUCAAGUCAGACGUCACCAUGACCGAGAACGCCACCCUCUUCCAAGGCUUUGAGUGGAAUGUUCCGGCAGACGGCAAGCACUAUCAACGCCUUCUGAAAGCGCUCCCAAGCCUCAAGAAUGCCGGCAUUGAAAACGUAUGGCUCCCACCGGGCUGCAAAGCCUCUUCCAAGGACGGGAACGGAUACGACAUCUACGACCUUUACGAUCUAGGCGAGUUCGACCAAAAAGGUGAAGUUCGGACCAAAUGGGGCACCAAGGAUGACCUGCUCGAAUUGAGUGGCAAGGCGAAAGAAUUGGGUGUCGGACUCUACUGGGACGCAGUUCUGAAUCACAAAGCUGGCGCAGACAAGCAAGAGAAGGUACAAGCCAAGGAAGUGGCAGAGGACGAUCGCAACAAAGAGAUCAGCGAUUCGUAUCAGAUAUCCGCAUGGCUUGGCUUUGAAUUUCCUGGUCGAGGAGAUAAGUAUUCGAAGCAGAAGUAUCAUUGGCAUCAUUUCUCCGGAACGGACUGGAACCAAGCGAACGAGAAGAAAGCCAUCUAUAAAUUGGAAGGACGAAACAAGGACUGGAGUGAGAGCGUAGACGAUGAAGAUGGGAAUGCGGACUACAUGAUGUUUGCGGAUGUCGAUUACGAUCACCCAGAAGUUCAAGAGGAUGUUAAGAAUUGGGGUCGCUGGAUUGUCAAUGAACUUGGGCUGAAAGGUUUCCGUCUCGAUGCUGUGCAGCACUUCAGUCAGAGGUUUACGAAUGAGUGGGUUGAACAUGUGCGUUCUUCUCAGCCCAGCGAAGAUGGCAAUCGCGAAGACGAGAAGAGCAACGGCGACAUCUUCAUGGUCGGCGAAUUUUGGAGUGCAGAUACCGAGAAUAUGCUUCAAUGGCUCUCGAAGAUGGAUCACGAAUUCUCCCUCUUCGAUUCUCCAUUGGUGUACAACUUCUCCCGCAUUGGAACAACACCUGAUGCAGAUCUCCGGACCGUGUUCGAUAACACUCUCACACGAGCGGCGCCUUGCAAUUCCGUCACUGUCGUCACGAACCACGAUACGCAGCCGGGACAGACGAUGGCCACGCCAAUGGAAGGCUGGUUCAAAUCCCUUGCGUACGCGAUGAUCUUGUUGCAGGAGAAGGGCUACCCGUGCGUAUUCUACGGAGACGUGUAUGGCAUGAAAGCUGGAGAAGGUGAAGAUGGCGUUGAGUCUGAAGAGCCUGCGGCGGGAGGCAAGAUACCGGAUAUGGUACUUUGCAGGAAGUUGUUUGCGUAUGGUGAGCAGGCGGAUUACAUGAAUGAAGCAAAUUGUAUAGGGUGGUACAGGAAGGGCGAUGAACAGCACAAGGAUGGCAUGGCGGUUGUCAUGAGUAAUCAAGGUCCUGGUUCAAUCAAGAUGGAGGUGGGCAAGGACAAAGCGGGCCACGUCUGGACAGAUGUGCUUGGGUGGGAAGAGGGUGAAGUUGUGAUUGACGAAGAAGGCUUCGGGGAGUUUCGAUGUUCUGGUGUGAGCGUCAGUGUCUGGGUUAACAAGGACGCGAAGGGGAGAGAGAAAUUUCCUGUGCAAUUUGAUGUGGACAUCUACAAUCUGGGCGAGACGAAUGGAAACGCUCAAGGAGAAGGGAGUGAUGCGAGUGUUGAGAGCACUUGAUCGUGGCUUUAGAAACGUUUGAGAAUUUGUUACAUCUAGAACAUAGAGCAUCCGGCAAUGAAUUCGAAUCGAACACAGCCGUAGGUUUGGUCCUGCAAAGCGGCGGAACAUUGCCC